This is a messenger RNA of Adineta steineri, 474 nucleotides long. The record is from the annotation of a GenBank genome assembly. NCBI's taxonomy places the organism in Eukaryota, Metazoa, Rotifera, Eurotatoria, Adinetida, Adinetidae.
AUGGAACCAUCUGUUAUGUCAAAUCCACCUUUAUCACUUUGUUAUUUGCCAUCGACUAGUUUUUCAUCUCCAAUUCUUACUCAUUUAAAUAUCAAUGUCGAAACUUUUGAUGAUUGUUUUUAUUUACUUGAUGGUCGACUUAGAGAAUUGACAACAUUGUGUGUUGAUGUCUAUCAUAUCGACACAUUUGAAGAAAUUGUUCACAAUAUGGAUAAAUUAUUGAAUUUGAAAUGUUUCUCAUUAAAAUCGUUCUAUCCAUUUCAACAAUACAAAAAAAUUGUUUUAUUUCUUCGUGAAGGUCGAAAUAGUAUCAUUGAUGGUACUUAUGUUCAACAUGAUAUUUUGGAUCAUAUGCUACAACUUCGUUCAUUCACUUUCUAUAUUUGUACUUAUGUCGAUCCGGAUGCUUUACCCUACAAGUUAUCUAGUGAAGAUAUUCAACAAAUAUUGGAAUACAAAAUGUCACUAGUAUGA